Molecule: messenger RNA, 2439 nt
Organism: Vitrella brassicaformis
Lineage: Eukaryota; Vitrellaceae
Source: the annotation of a GenBank genome assembly
ACCGGAUGCGCUCCGCGGGGGCAGGGUUGCGGUCGUGGUGGAAGUGGCCGAGAUGCUGCCGCAGUGGGAGCUGGCGAACUUGCCAUCAUACGGCAAGUGUCUCCUCGUUUUUCCUGAGGGGACUUCAGGCAUUACCCGCCAGCUGGCGUGUGCUGUGGUGCAAAGCGAUGUGGACGACGAUACUAUCGGCCGGCUCAUCGAUCAAGGCGCUGACCUUUCCGUGGUGAUUCACAUCAUCCAGCUAUAUGGUGGUCGCGGGUAUGAGUAUCAAAAGGGUCUUUUGGACGCCGUCCCCUUUGCUCAUUCCCGCUCUCCAAUUGCAAGCCGCAUCGUCAUCAGACUGAUCAAGCAAGGGGCAUCCGUCACGGAUGCCAGCCUCGAGGAUUUUGUGCGGAAGUCCCCCCUUCACGUGGCGCAGAGGAUUGUCGCCUUCAGUCGGCCGAACGCAUUCCUCGCUAGUUUCCGGCCCACUGGCAGACUUUAUUGGCCAGACGAAGACGAGAGACCCCUUGUCACCCUCCCUGACGGCAGUAGUCCCCAGACGAAACGUCUUGCAGUCGGUUUGAGCAACGGCACCAUUGAAGCGCAGGACGCCGACAAGCUGAUCGGGCAGGGAGCGGAUGCAAAGACAAUCGUGGCCUUUCCUCCGUCGCGCUACAGCUUCCCACAGCAUCCUCUUUCGCUCAGCCUCAUCUCGCUUGCUCUGCGUUGUUCGGGUCGCAUCUCGGCGGACGUCCUCAGCGUUUUGGUCAAACAUGGGGCGGACAUCGACCACGGCCAUCCGAUUGUGGAGGCUGUCGAGAAGCGCAAGUGGGAGUUGUGCCAGUCGCUGCUGUCCUUCAAGCCCUCGCUCACCGGCCUCACCCUGCUGCACAAGAUUGCAGGACACAGUCUAAACGAAACGACGGGAGCUUUGGUGCUGUCGCUGGUGCAGACAAUGAUUGAGAUGGAUAGCUCCAUCCUCAACGAGAAGAACGAGUACGGGAGGAAGCCCCUACACGUCUUCUGCGGAGACCCCCUAGCCAACGCCUCUCUGCAACAGCAGCUACUCGCGAUUCUAGUCAAUACGGCCGGGCGUGAGAGCCUGUUGGAGCCGGAUGAACCCGACGAUGACGAGAAGGGAUGGAGACCAUUCCAUUAUGCAGUUUCGUCGUUGUGCAUGACAAUGGUCGACUGGCUGUUCAAGCAAGACCCACACGUGAUACAUCACAUCAAUGAGACGAUAUCGACUGAUCCCGAGAGGACCAUCUUGGGUCACCUGACGCGUGAAGCAGUGGAUGAGUGGGACUCUUUUUUGCCGCCAGAGAGGCAUGCCCCGAAGUCGCUGAUGAUGAUGCGAAGGCUCCUGAAGUGGGGAGGUACGCAUCGCAUCUACCAGGGAGUGUGUGUUCGUGGGUCUGUGCGACGACUAAACGGAUCAUGUCUUGUCCUGUCCUGUCCCGUGUGCAUGUGUGUGCGCAGCGUCUGUGUCACUGGCCUCUGGCCCUGAUGGAUUUGACGAGGAUGAGACGAGAGAGGCGAGAUUCCUCAAGACAGCCUAUGGCGUGCACCUGAGCAUAGAUCUGCCGGACAACAUCCUCCACUGCAUCAACGACGUUCUCCGCCCCACGCGAUCAAUCCUGGCGUCCCUCACCCAGUGCAUCCCCCUCACCGCCAACAAGACACUCCGCCUCCCAUCCGACACCAUCCACCACAUCAGUGGUUUCCUCACCUCGUGGUGGGUCCCCAGGAUCGGCGAGGACCAUUUCCGCACCGAGAUACAAGGCAUCGUGCAUCACUUUGUCAGCAGCGCCCACAAGAUCGUGCUGUCCGGCGGCAGCAAUCGGGCCGUGGCGCGCGACCACGUGCGACUCUUCUGCAUCCGCGGACAACACAUGGGGCUGCGCGAGGUGCUGGACGCCUGCAUCAGGGAGGAGGGGCAGAGGUGGGGCGUCGCCACACGCUUCCCGGGCCUGCCGACAUUCACCGAGAGUUUGCGCAGGCUGCCGGCCCUGCCGCAGAGGGACUUUGAGGCCAUCGAGAGGAUGAAGGUGCUGCAGGAGGUCGCAGGGGCCUGUGAGCUGCGCAAUGCUGAGCUGCGGCUGGAGGUGGAUAGGCUGCAGCAUGAGCUGCGUGCUGUCAAGGAAGAGCUGAUGCGAUGGGUUCUGAGUAGAGCAGGGGGAUUAGAGGGGGGAGGGUUAGCGACUCAUUGAUUGAUUGAUAUGGCUGAUUGAUAACUUUAUUCAUCGGUUGGUCGGUCGGUUCAUCGACGAGUCGACCGAGUAUCUAAUUCGGGCCGUCUUGUUGCUGUUGUCGCUGUUGUUUGUGGUGGUAAUUAUGUAUGUGUGGUCGUUUGUCACUUUUGGGUGCGUCAUUGUUGUUGUUGCUGUGUGUGGCGAUAUGUGGCUGACUGAUCGACCGCACAUGCAGUUUUUUCGACAGAGAGGCAAUUCAGUCUCU